This is a messenger RNA of Portunus trituberculatus (swimming crab), 1903 nucleotides long. RefSeq names its product p53 and DNA damage-regulated protein 1-like. Bases 513 to 923 code for a protein of 136 amino acids. The transcript is spliced from 4 exons. Lineage: Eukaryota; Metazoa; Arthropoda; Malacostraca; Decapoda; Portunidae. The record is from RefSeq and is a predicted model, not a curated record.
CACUGCCCUCUCGUGCCCUACACAACCUGCUGCCUGACACCUAAGAACAGCUGCUCCUGCACUUCCCUCGUCACCACUCACACCGUGUGGCCCUUCUCCACUCACUGUUUGCUAUUCACCCACACAGGUCAACACUGACUGACCUCCUGGGUGGCUGCACAAAUACCACUAAGACUUUCAAGACGCUCAACCUCACCAGGACCUUCCUACAGAAAACAAAUCAGCUCCACCGCAUAUAGCCUGUACACAUCACCACCACAUACCGCACCUUUUGGGGCACUAGAGGCUGUGACACAGCCUGCGCGGCCCCAACAAAGUCCCAAUAAAAAGAAGCCGUUGUCCCGUUACCGCCAGGCCGCUCCCAGCUGAGCUGAAGGUCAGUUCACCUCGCCUGCCUGCACCUUCGUGAACCCACACUCCACAGCCUCCGUGGCUGCUCGGUGCUCAGUGCUCCGGGGCGAGGAAACACUCCUGUGGUGCCGCCGGUGCCGCCGCCAGACACAGCAGACAGCAUGGCCAAGAGUCCAGAGGUAGUGCAGCAGUACCUGGAGGAGGUGGAGGCAGCUGCAGAGGACAUACUGAGUGACCGGCAGGAGAUCAUCACACUGGACCGUCGCAGGAACACCAAUAGGGAAGCUCUGAGGCAGCUGGCUGGUGAUGGUGGGGCUGGCAAGGCUGGUGACUCCCGCAUGUGGAUAUGUGUGGGCAAUAUGUUUCUGCGGAUGCCUACGGGUUUUGUGAAGAACAGCAUUGAGAAAGAGCAGAAACACCUGGACAGUGAGAUCAACAACCUUCGCAACAGCCUGCACACCAAAGUCAACCUCCUCAAUGACUUAGAACACAAGCAAGCCACUGUCGGCACUUCCCUCAAGCCUCUGUCCCCGGAGGAGUGGCAGGCAGUGCGGCAGGUGAUGGGGAAGUAGGCUGGGCGACAGGCAAGUGAUGGGAAGGGAAGAUAGUGAUGGGAGUGAUGGGGUUUGGUUAGGUUAGUUUAAAUGGACAGAUGACAUGAUUGGGCAGUCUUAUCUCUUAGGAAGGCAAAGUGAAGUAGUGAUAGAAGAAAUAAUGAAGAUAAGUUUAAAUGAGGUUAAGAUAAUUUAGAUGAGGUUAGAUAAUUAGACGGUGUUAUCUCAAGGCAAGGCAAGGCAAGGGAGUGAUUAAGAGGAAAUAAUGCAGUGAAGUCAGUGUAGAUUAGGUUAAAGUUAUGUUAGGUGGACAGGAAACAGGUGAUAAGGCAGUAUUUAUUUGAAGGCAAGGCAAGGUAGGGUAGUGAUUGAAGUAAUGGGGUUAAGUUAGUUGAGGUGAGGUUAGGAGAGGGACCAAAUGAUAAGGCAUUGUUUAUUGUAAGAGUGACAGGGAAAGGCGACUAGGAAACACAAGGCAAGAUACAGUAACAGGAAAAGUAAUGCAGUUAGGUUAGGUUAGAUGGACAGGAAGACAAGGUAGGUCAUUUAUAACUCAAAGGCAAAGUAAGGCAGUGAAGGGAGACAGGGAGAGGCAAUAGGAGGAAGGCAAGGCAAGGUGGGGUGAUAGGGAAAGUAAUGCAGUUAGGAUAGGUUAGCUUAGAUGGACAAGAUGAAGCAAGGUGCUGGGAAGGCAGGGCAAGGCAAGGCAAGGUAGGAUGAUGUGGUGAGGUUAGUUUAGGAAGAUAGGGACAGGUGACAAGGUACUUUAUAUCUCACAGGACAGUGGAAGGUGAUGGAGAAGGUGGAAGUACAGAAGCAGGCAGGGAGUUGCAGAGUGUGCCAGUGGAAGGAGUGAAUGAUUGAGAGUACUGGUGCCUCCAUUGACGGACAGGCUGCUUGGUGCUGGAGUCUUGACCAUCUCCGAGGACUUCAAAGAUAGACACCGAGAGAGAAAAAGAUAAUCAUGUGGGGAAAUAAAUAAAAAUUGAAGAAUAUUU